GAGUCCACAUGUAGGUCAUGCAGUCAAGCCCCGAGUCUUUGGAAGCACCUCUUCUUCUUCUUCUUCAUCGUCGUCAGGACGACCAGGAGGACCACUUUUAGCCUAUGCUGUGUUUUUAGCUUGGCUUUGAGAAGCUCCAUGCCAUAAUGCUAAUAAAGCCAGCUAACAAUAAAUCUGGAUUACAAUCGUUCCUUAAGUGAUUUAAAGCUGCUCUGUGCUCUCAGACAACACACAGGAGGGCGUUGGGGCAGACUAAGCUCAUUUGGAGGUUUGGGAAUGACAUCUUUUCAUCUUUGGAGACGUUACUCGUGGACACACACCCACCCACCCAACCACCGUGCAGCCCUGCCUUCCUCCCCUCCUCCUCCUCUUCCUCCUCCUGUGGACCAGCGCACCGCUCAGCCCGGCCAUUGACAGCAUAGCAGUAUUUCUGACACACACGCACAGACAUGGAGGUACCAGGCUUAGCGCGCAACAACAUCAGCAGCCCGCUGAGCCCCUGCGAGGGGAUGAUCAAGGACCUGAGCCUGGAUGCCAUACAGCUCUGUGAGAGAGAUGGAAGUAAAUCCCAGGAUGGCGCCAUCUCCGACAUGGAGGAGCUGCCCGUUCCUCAGAGCAUCAAGAUCAGCAACAUCACCUGCGACUCUUUUAAGAUCUGCUGGGACAUGGAGCAACGCGGAAAGGAACGCAUCACGCACUACUUCAUCGACCUCAACAAGAAGGAGAACAAAAACUCCAACAAGUUCAAACAUAAGGAUGUGCCCACCAAGCUGGUGGCCAAGGCGGUGCCCCUACCCAUGACGGUGAGGGGCCACUGGUUCCUGAGCCCACGCACCGAGUACACGGUGGCCGUGCAGACGGCGUCCAAACAAACCGACGGGGACUACGCAGUGUCUGAGUGGAGUGAAAUCAUCGAGUUUUGCACGGCUGAUUAUUCCACUGUGCAUCUCAACCAGCUGCUGGAGAAGGCCGCCGCCAUCUCCGGCCGCAUGUUGCGUUUCUCCGUCUUCUACAGGAACCAGAAUAAAGAAUACUUUGAUCAAGCGAGGGAGGAGCAGGAGAACCGAAUGCUUCCAUCGGUGAAGGACAACAGCGGCAGCCAUGGGUCUCCAAUCAGCGGCAAGCUGGAGGGUCUCUUCUUCAGCUGCAACACAGAGUUCAACACGGGCAAACCCCCCCAGGACUCCCCUUACGGACGCCACCGCUUUGAGGUCCAGGCCGACGCCCUCUUCAACCCCGACACCAACCUCUACUUCGGGGACUUCUACUGCAUGUACACGGCGUACCACUACGUCAUCCUGGUCCUGGCCCCCAAAGGCUCCCAGGGGGACAACUUCUGCAAGCAGAGGCUCCCCGCCCUCGACAUCGCCAACAACCGCUUCCUCACGUGCACGCGGAGCGAGGACGGCGACGGCGGCCUGGUGUUCCAUCACGCCCAGGACGUGAUCCUGGAGGUGAUCUACACGGAGCCCGUGGAGCUGACGCGGGGCACGGUGGCGGAGAUCAGCGGGCAUCAGCUGAUGAGUCUGUCCACCGUCAACGCCAAGAAGGACCCGAGCUGCAAGACCUGCAACAUCAGCGUGGGACGCUAGCGAGGAUGCGGGACGGACUUCCUAGUGCACUGACCAACAUGCAUGAAGCAGCUGAUUUAAACACACACAUCACUUAGCAUCAUCAAUGUUUCAAAAUAAGAGUCCUUCCAUGUAAAAAAAAAAAAAAAAACGUCGCUAACAUGGCUGCUUCUUUGUUUUGCUCAUGAAUGCCUCCUUUUUGUUUCUUAUUCUUCUCUAACGUUUCUUUACACCCCCCUCUCGUGGCAUGAACCGGUACUACAGUUUCCCCCAAGGCUGCAGCAUCCAACCAAAGGUAUAAAAAAAGAAAAAAAGAAAAAAAAGCUGUGCAAUCCUACUGUCAGUGAACGCAACAGCCUGUAAAGUGAUGGGCGAUCUGCGUUAACCUUUAACGAGCAUGAGGCCGUCGUUCGUGCAGCAUGAGUGUACCGGGAGUACUGCGGUGGUGUCGUUGCCGUGGCAACCGUCUCUGUUGUAGCGUAAAGAGGAAAGGGGGAAAAAAAACAACAACUGUUCAGUGGGAUAAAUGUGAAAAUAUAUUUAUUUUUUAUGGAUACAUUCAUAUGUAGAUACACAGUAUAUAUAGUUAUAUAUACCAGAAGUGCACACACACACACACACACACACAUGUGAUUCAUGUCAAAGACAGCAUUUAAGAUUGAACGGGAUUCCUGUCAAGCGAAUGAAGGGAGAGACGUGAUGAUGCAAUAUAAUGUUCAUGUUCACAUCGUUGGUCAACGUGAACGUAAAAACACCACACAGUACACUCGUUUCCGUUAAGUCAAACAAUGAAGGACUGAAAGGUUGGUUGCAUUUCAUACACGGGAGUACCAGGGCCACACCGACAACGAGGAAUUCUGGGGGAAAUUAACCCAUGAGAGUAAAAUGCUAAUUACAGGAAUAAUGUCAAACUAUAAAAUGAAAACUUUGUCUUUUUAUUUACGGUAUGUUGCUUUUUUUCUUGUAAUUUAAUAAUUUGCGUCUGAUAACAUGAAGAUUUAAUAAUAUUUGAUAAUAUUACUACUUCAUUUUUAUACUUCUGUUGUAAUAAUACAACUUUUUUCUUGGGAAGAAAAUAUGACUUCUUUCUCAGAAUAUUACUACUUUAACAUAAGUGGACCCCCCCCUUAAAGUAUUUAAUCAUUAAUUUUCUACCGCUUAUCCUCACGAGGGGUACACCCUGGACUGGUGGCCAGCCAAUCACAGGGCACAUAUAGACAAACAACCACUCACACUCCACACAGAGAUGGCUGAGAGUGGAAUUGAACUCGGGUCUCCUAGCUGUGUGGCCUGCGUGCUAACCACUCGUCCACUAUGGAGACUCAAAAAAAGUAUUCAUUAUUAAUAUUCAUUUAUUCAUUCAUUUUCUACCGCUUAUUCACACGAGGGUCGAGGGGGUGCUGGAGCCUAUCCCAGCUGUCUUCGGGCGAGAGGCGGGGUACACCCUGGACUGGUGGCCAGCCAAUCACAGGGCACAUAUAGACAAAAAAAAACACUCACACUCCACACAGAGAUGGCCUAGAGUGGAAUCAAACUCGGGUCUCUGAGUUGUGUGGCCUGCACGCUAACCACUUGUCCACUGUGGAGCCUCAAAAAAAGUAUUUAUUCCUCAUUAAUAUUGUGACUUUUUUUUUGAUUGUUUGGAACAAUUUUGGAACAACAAUAAUGUUUGCCUAUAUGACUAAUACUAUAUAUGAAAAAAAUAUGAUUCUUGUAUUAUUAUAUUUUUUACAUAUUACAGUUUUCCCCACAUACUGUAGUCUGAUGUAAUUCUCCUAGCGUUACAAGAACUUGGCUUCAUUCAUUUUCUAAAAUGCUUGUCCACACUUGGUAUUGGGAUUAUGCUGGAGCCUAUCCCAGGUGGGAUACACCUGCCAACUUUGCCAUUUUUCCCCGCAAUCUGACCAACUUUACGGUGAUUCCUCACCAUUUGCCAUUUCUUCCUUUGCCUUUCUGUGUGGCCCCCGUACCCCUUCAUCGAUUGGAUGCCUUUAUUUUGCCUUUAUUAAGCAGACUCAUAAUUCACAACAAUAAGAAUAAGAAUAAGAAACAAUUAGCAAAGUGCCAUAAAUACACCUACACUAAUGUUGACAUUACUCAUCAUGUACAAUAAAGUACGCUAGUACGCUACAUGACAUACACGUUGCUUCAUCUUGUGCUUUUUGGACUUCCAUCUUCCUGUAAAGUGCAAACGAGCUCAUUCAAGUCCUGUUCGGGUUCUUUUGUUUUUGUUUGUCAAGACUAAAAGCUCCACUGUGAGAAGCUCAGCUGCUCUUGGCUGUUUCCUGUUUUUUACUGAGCAGAGCCUCCAGGAGGCGGAGCUUUGCUUUGAGGUUCUUAUACUGGCAGUACUCGUCUGCCAUGGGGCCGCGGUCCUCCUUUUGACAAACCCUGCAGGAGGAGACAAGAGGACGCUAGGCUUAUUUGUUGACGGCCCCUAAGUUGCCUUAACUGGGAUGGCGUUGUACAGCGUGUGUUGUUAGCACGGAUAAAUGACUGUAUUUACAUGGAUGGCGUACACUUUGCAGUCUUGGCGUCUUUCCUCGGCUCUCUGUGCUGUAUCGGUGACUGAUGCCGUUAUACAUUUUUCCCACGCAAGUUCCUUCCUUUCUCCUGAUUUCGUUGGAUUUUGUUGUUAUUUUAUUCUUUGUUACUUGACACGAUGCAUUGUUCAAACCAAAAUGCUCCCGAGUUUGUUUAAAGAUGGAAUAAAACUCAAAAGCAAAUGUUUACUUAAGUGUGUGUGGGUGUUUUUUUGUGGGUACCUGCCACUCAGCGUGUAGAAAAGAUCCUCAAACUCUCGCAGCGCUCGAUGAAUCCGACGUUUUUCCAGCCGGGUGAUCCUCAGAUGGUCCAGUAAUUCCGAUCUGCAUAACGAAAACACGCCACAAUGAAGAUAUCACAUCAAACAAGUUCAUAAAAUAUCAAUGUCUUCUACCUGGAGGCCUCAUGGAGUGUUGCCAUGG
Molecule: messenger RNA, 4537 nt
Organism: Doryrhamphus excisus (bluestripe pipefish)
Lineage: Eukaryota; Metazoa; Chordata; Actinopteri; Syngnathiformes; Syngnathidae
Source: RefSeq, a predicted model, not a curated record